Molecule: messenger RNA, 2331 nt
Organism: Aethina tumida (small hive beetle)
Lineage: Eukaryota; Metazoa; Arthropoda; Insecta; Coleoptera; Nitidulidae
Product: cilia- and flagella-associated protein 206
Exons: 6
Coding region: 411-2315 (634 amino acids)
Biological process (GO): regulation of cilium beat frequency
Cellular component (GO): axoneme; ciliary basal body
Source: RefSeq, a predicted model, not a curated record
GGUCGAAUCAUUGGUUUUGACCCUAUUUUAAAUAAUUAAAAAAUAAUUAUAUGUAGCAAGGGUGGAUUUUUUUUGUCGAGAGGGAGGAUAGUCAGAAGACAAAAAAAUCCCUGUAGACUGGUUCGGAAAGACUAAGACCAAUCUGAGGAAGGAUUGGUCUUGUUGGGAUGGAUCCGUUAGCUUCCCACUGCCACUGGAUUGUGGAGCGGUACUGAGCCUCCAGGACCACGACAAGGUGGAUCCAUCCUGGGGAUUACGGCCAUUCAUUUCGACCCACAAUUAAAUAAUUAUAAUAAGUAAUCAGGUUGGCCAUCAUUACUAACUAGGUCGAUCAAGACACUGUCUAAUAUAAUGUCACAGUGACAACGUAAAUUUUGCUCCGAUAUUUUUGUUAUCUGUUUGUUUUUAUUAUGGAUCACACAAGUACAAUACGCAACAUUUCGAGGGAAAUAAAGCGGGAAUGCUUUCGAAAUUCCAUUAACGUUGCAGAAGGCUUCAUUUACUUUUACGUCAGGUUACUGUAUCUAAAUCCCAAGCACGGAAUAUCCGCAAACAUUCUUAGCAACAGGGACGCCGUCAUUGCGUUCGUAAAAAAGGUUGUGGAAAAGUGUAAACAACCGAACACACCCGAGUUGAUAACUCUGAAAAUUCAGUGGUCGUUCAUGGAACAUUUCAAAACUAAGGAAGAGUUAAUAGAGGAAGAAAACUCGAAAUUGGACAAAAAACUGAAAACAUUAUGCAAAUUAAUUAUCAAAAAGACUGAGAUACACACCGAAGAAGAAAUGACGGCUUUUAAGAAAAAAUUGGGGGCGUAUUCCACGUUGACUUUCGCAAUGGGCAGUCCUCUUAAGGAUGGAGUAAAGGACGAAGGGUUGUAUGCCUUAAGAAGUAUCAUGGACGACGAUGAAAUAAGAGAAUUUGCCAGUUUACCGGAGGAUCAGAAGAAGGAACAAUUAGAAUACAUAGCCAAACUUAUUUGUGGUAUCCGUCUAUUCAAUAAAGACUCUCUAAAGGGGGGCGAAGGUAUCCCAGAUUUAAUCCAAAUUUUAUCAAUAAACAAAAACUGUUUACUUGUAUCUCUAGAAGUGAUAGUAAAUAAGUUAGAAGGUAAAAUUAACAAGUUGACGACGGUAUUAAAUAACGCUUAUAGAUUUAAUUGUAAAGAUGGAUAUUGCACAGAAAUGAAACUGCGACCCUCAAGCCUCCUCACUGACGUUGAAUUCCUUAAAGAUCUACUGGUGUGUUAUAGACAAUAUCAAAUUUACUGCUUUAAACUUCUACAUAUACUAAAAUAUGAUCGUGUCAGAAUUGGUAAACUACAAUACGCAUCAAAUUAUCAGUGCAUAGAAGCCACUUGUUUGAGUAGAGUAGCAGUGCCUUCCUCAAAAGUAUUUCCUCUUCUAGAAAAGCAUGCCAUUAUUUGGAGAAGUAUGCAGUACGAAGGAAUAUAUUUACUACACAUAAACAAAAUACUGACAAUGAUAACUGAGUUAGUUAACAUACCAACAUAUCCAGAAGAGUUAAUUGAUACGUGUGUAGCAAAUUUAACACUCAAAAGGGAUUUCAACUGGAGAACCACGAAAAUUACACCCCCAUAUAAAACUCAGAAUUAUAAAUUUACUAAAAUAAAAACCUAUAGAGAAAUAAUCGAAAAGGGUGAGAAAUUGACCAUCCACGGAUACGACAUUUAUAAACUGGUGUUUGCCAAUGGUAUGCUAAUACCUGGAAGUACUGAGGCAGGAGUUGUUGUUUAUAAUAACAACUGGAACUUCCUUUUCUCUGAUUACCGAAGUUAUACAGCUUGGUACCAUGAUUUCACCGAAAACAUCCUGAGGUUUCUUGAGUUGGCCAGAAACAAAGUAUUUCUGAUAGAACUGUUCGACUUAUUUAAUGCCCUGGAGAUAAUUAUGGAACACACGUUGCACUUCAGUCCUACCAAAAAAAUAAGGGUGAGUGGUAUCACUGUUGACGUGCAAUGUGAGGGCCACAUACCAAGUUUUAUUUCCCCAACGUAUAAGUGGAACGUUUGGGAUCUCAGAAGGGAAGCACUGUUAAAAGCUAAACUCACCCAUUGUAGAACAUCCUCCACACAAACAGGCAUAAUUUACAAAAAAUGGUCAGUUCCUGUCCAGACAGCAGAACAGAAGGAAAAACUCGUCGUCACCAAAACCGACAAAUCCGUGAACACAUUUCAAAAGAAGAGAUUCUUGUUUGGAUUAAGGGGUAGAUUGGAUAGUAAAUUUAUUGACAUUGACUUAACUAGGCCAAUUCGUAAAACAAAAACUUGUGAAAAUGAUGAUAUGAAUAAAAAUUAAAUGUGAAUGAAAGAUU